This is a messenger RNA of Coffea arabica (coffee), 432 nucleotides long. RefSeq lists its product as uncharacterized. Lineage: Eukaryota; Viridiplantae; Streptophyta; Magnoliopsida; Gentianales; Rubiaceae. Gene Ontology annotation, biological process: DNA integration. Gene Ontology annotation, molecular function: nucleic acid binding. The record is from RefSeq and is a predicted model, not a curated record.
AUGCGUAAGUAUGGGGUUCAUCAUCGAGUUUUUAUGGCCUACCACCUACAGACUAAUGGGCAAGUUGAGGUCUCUAACCGAAAGGUCAAGAGUAUCUUGGAGAAAACGGUCAACCCAAGUCGUAAGGAUUGGAGUACCCGAUUGGAUGAUGCACUAUGGGCGUAUCGCACGACAUAUAAGACACCAAUCGGAAUGUCUCCGUAUAGGCUGGUUUUCAGUAAAAUGUGUCAUCUACCUGUGGCUAUUGAACAUCGGGCAUUUUGGGCAGUUAAACAGUGCAAUUUAAACACGGAUAGAGCUGGAAAGGAAAGGAGACUCCAACUUCAGGAGUUGGAGGAAAUCCGUUUGGACGCCUAUGACAAUGCCCGACUAUACAAAGAGCGCAGAAAUCUUUCCAUGAUCAAUUUGUGCGCAUUAAGCAUUUCUCUAUAG